Molecule: messenger RNA, 3522 nt
Organism: Didymodactylos carnosus
Lineage: Eukaryota; Metazoa; Rotifera; Eurotatoria; Philodinida; Philodinidae
Source: the annotation of a GenBank genome assembly
AUGCAAACUCAAACACGAACAAUCGAAUCGAAAUUUUUUGCAGCAUUAUCAAAACGGUUUGAUGAAGGUGUUGGAUCGUUUUUGGAGAGUUUUGAAUCUGUUGCUCAAAAACAUGAUCAUCGUCGACAAAAAAUAAAAAAAGAUGAAGAAACAGAAAGUCAAAAACCGGCACCCGAAUAUCGUAUUGCAUUUAGUGAAAAACCUAUUGCAUUAACAGAAGAUGAAUACGAAUUAUUAUACAUCGAAGUACUUUAUACAAUUAAACAUAAAAUUGGAAUAACAACGUCUAAACAUAUUGGAGGUGAAAAUGAUUUAUAUAUGUAUGCACAAGAAGCAUUUGGCAUCACGAAUACAGAGCAUAAUCGAUUGUUAGCAAAAGCAAGUGAAGAAAAGGCACCUAUUCUCAUUUUGAACAUUGAAAUUGUUGAAGCAAAAGAGUUAGAAGCAAAAGAUGCCAAUGGAUUUUCUGAUCCUUAUUGUAUGUUGGGUAUCGUCCCAGAGGAAAGAAAAUUUGUACAAAAUGGAGGCGGAUCAUCAGAUGAAGAGGGUGGUUCAACGACAACGGAUGGAACUGCUGAACGAAAACCCGGUUUUAUGAAACGUUUAAAAAGUUUUCGUAAAUCAACUACAAGAAGACGAGAGGGACGAGAAAAAGGUGUUCCACCUGUAGCAGGUGCUCUUCGAGAUAAAUUACCGGCAAAAUAUAUUCAAACAACAGACGUUAAAAAAGCUACGCUCAAUCCGAUAUGGAUGGAAAAAUUUCGAUUUAAUAUUGCAAGUGGAAAAACAGAAACAUUUCAUUUGGACAUUUGGGAUCAUGACGAUGAAUUUAGCGUAUUUGAAGCAGCACGCAAACUUAAUCAAGUACACGGAUUUAAAGGUUUAAAUCGAUAUUUUAAACAAAUUGCUCAAUCAGCACGAACAAACCGAGCAGAUGGUUCUACCGUUGAUGAUUUUCUAGGUUCAGUUAAUCUUAAAUUAAAUGAAAUUCCCUCCGUAGGCAUUGAUCGUUGGUUUCAACUAGAAGGUAGAAGUGAGAAUUCAAAAGUGAGAGGACAAAUACAUUUACGUGCAAAUUUGGCAACACGAGAAGAUAGAGGAAUACCAGAAGAAGAUAAUUGGACAGAUAUUAAACAACAUGUUGAACUAUUACAAAUAUUUAUUGACCAUGAAAUAAUCAAAUUCAAGGGUAAACCAAUGGACUGGAAUGGUGAAUUAAGUCGUAAUGCUGAAACAAUUCUUCAUCAACAUGCCAUUCAAGGUGACAUAACCAUGAUACAAACACACAUGUGUCGUUGGAUUGCAUAUUCUAAAAAACAUCUUGAACGUACGCUAACAUAUAAACUAUUAUUAACAAUUAUUGAACAAUUGGAAAAUGUUUGGCAACCAACAUCAUUGAGUAGAGAUGAAAUUGAUAUGUUAAGAGAAGCAUUUACAUUGUUUAUUAAUCAUUGUUUUAAACAGUUGGCUAGACAUCGAGAAUUAUUUCCUGCAGCAAAUAAAAUAGCUGUUGAAAAAUUGGAACAAUUAUUAACAAUUAUAUCAAAAUUAUAUAAUAUGGAAGUAUUUCGUUACUGUUGUCCAUUUCAAAAUAGUCUUCAACAUGAAGUUUCAACAAUUAUCAAAUCCGAUGAAGACACACUUCAUUGUGCCAGUGAAUUGUGUUAUGUAGUUAUUGCUGAUGCUCAUGCAGCCGUAAAAUAUUACAAUCCAAUAUUUGAAACAACAGUUAAAUUAGCCUAUUAUCAUAUUGCUUUUAAAAAAAUUGAUGCCAAGUUAAUGGAUAUCAUUUUAAAAGCAUUAGAAGAAGAGCUUGGAGAACAAAUUCAUCGACCAUCUGAACAAUUGAUUACUGAGCCUGAUUCGGCUGAUGUAAUUCAAUUUGCUGCAGCAGCUGAACAAACUGGGUUAUCAUUGUUUGAACUUUAUCUCAGUUUACAUGAAUUGGUUAAAUAUAAAAUUUAUGUUAAUGAAACUGAUCGUCCAAAUUUGAAAACGUCUCAUUAUUAUGUGUAUUUUGGUGCUGCCAUGAGAAAAUGGUUGUCAAUUGCCCGAAAUAAAGUGAUAUAUCGAAUUGAAAAAUCUGUUGAAUUAGAUAAACCCGAAUCAAUAACACAAUUUACGAAAUUUACAUCAUCGUCUCUUGAUGUUUCAAACUGUUGUAGUCAAAUAGCACAAUUUUGGAGACGUUUAGCAUGGCCAGACAUCGUUGGUAGUAUUCCAUAUUUAAUAAAAAUUACCGAAGAUAUGGGUCAAGCAACAGUUUUAUAUGCUAAUUUGGUUGAAGGAAAACUUCAAGCAAGAGGAUAUUAUGAAGCAGUAUCAAUUUUUCUUUAUACUCAAGAUUUAUCUGUGACUAUCAACAAUAUCGAACGUGUUCGCGAAUCAUUUAAAACUUUACCAAUUGAGUUGAGUUAUGAUAAAUUAUUAGUGGCAGCUGAAAAAUAUCACAAUAUUAAUGUUGUUGAAGAAAAUAGACGAAAAAUUGAAACAAUUGUUGCUACAUGUAGUCAAGAAAUAGCAGAAAAAAUUUAUAAAUUAUUACAUAAAGUCGUUCAAAUAAUGGAAAAUGAAUUGAAACAACAUGUAUUCCAUAUGAUUGAAGCACCCGAAGCUGUUCAAGCUCAAGAAACAAUGGCACCAUUAAUACAAUAUUUAGAUAAUAAUUUACUUGCAUUUAAAGAUUAUAUGAUCAGACAUAAUUUUACAAGGCUGUUAGAAAUCGUAUGGACUGUCAUAUUGGAACAAAUACUAGUUGAUGUACAAACAGCAUCAUCCAGACCUAUCUCUUGUUAUCAACGACUACUCAAAUCAUUAGAUACAUCAUUAAUCGAUUUUUUUCAUGCUGACGAUCAAGGUUUACCCAAAGAUAAUUUAAAAAAUGACAAAUAUAAGCUUGUCAAACGAUUAGUUAAAUAUCAGUCCACUGAUACGUGUACAUUAAUUAAAAUGUAUUAUCAAGACAAAUUACAAGAACAAGAACGAACGACAACAAAUGACUUAGGCAAAAUAUAUUGUCGAGCAUAUUACCAUACGAAAGAAGAAACACUUUGUAUUGAAGUUAUUAGUUGUAAAAAUUUGAAACCGUGUGAUUCAAAUGGAUUAAGCGAUCCAUUUGUCGAAAUUCAAUUAUGUCCAUAUUAUAUGUUUAGUAAUUUUAGUAAACAAUCAACAACAAUCAUAAAAAAAACACUUAAUCCAGUUUUUAAUGAAAAAAUUGAAUUUCGAAUAUCAAAAAAAGAAUGUACGGCACAAGGUGCAGUUAUUCAAUUUAUUAUCAUGGAUCACGAUCUUAUGUGGAGUAAUGAUUUUGAAGGCGAGGCAUUUAUGGAAAUAGCUAAUUUACCAGGUGUAAAAAGUGAACUUGGUGAUAGAGGAUUUGAAGAUUUAAAAGAAAUUGAGAUUCCACUGACACAUCCAAAAGUUAUGAGAAGUCGAAUCAUUGAAAUACUCGAAUUACGUACAUCAGACAAAAUUGCAAUGGAUUUUGUUCGAAAAAGACGAGAAGCUGAAAAUUUAUGA